This is a messenger RNA of Pipistrellus kuhlii (Kuhl's pipistrelle), 4590 nucleotides long. It is a transcript of the gene NOD1, whose product is annotated as nucleotide binding oligomerization domain containing 1. Gene Ontology annotation, biological process: regulation of apoptotic process. Gene Ontology annotation, molecular function: protein binding. Lineage: Eukaryota; Metazoa; Chordata; Mammalia; Chiroptera; Vespertilionidae. The record is from RefSeq and is a predicted model, not a curated record. The coding region runs from base 1200 to 4076 and encodes 958 amino acids. The transcript is spliced from 12 exons.
GUGCGUUCCCGAGGAGAGUGGGAAACCACCUGACAUCCGGGGAAAGGGGUGCGGGCCCGGGUGACCUGGAGGCCAUGUCCCUCAGCGGUGGGCGGCCUUGACCCACCACUCGUGUGGUAGGGGCUAUUGGGACCCUCUGGAUGUCUCAAGUUCACGUUCCCUAAAAGACGGGGGCUCUCCCCACAUCUCCCUCCGCUCCAGAGGGCUCCAGGGGGCCCAGGCAGCCCGCGGGAGAGCUAUGGAUGCCCUGGCCCUCUCCAUCCAUUCCUCAUCCAUCCCCUGUGCUCACCACACUGCCCCGCCGGACUGUAAGCCCUGUGACUGCAGGGAGGGAGCUCCUUAACCUCUGAGUGCCUCAGUUUCCUGGUUUGUAAACCAGCAGGACCAGGGACCAUCUACGGCUGUCCUAAGGAUGGAGUGAAGAUUAAAUGAGGUGAUCAUUACCGAGCGUUUGCUGUAGCAAGCCCUGAUCUAGGCAUCUGGUGAAUAUUAACUUAGUGCUUACAGUACCACGUGGAGGUAGGGAUUCUCCUUGGGAGGAAACUGAGGCCCAGGGAGGAUGGUUAAAGCCCGGCCGGCCCCAGAGACCACGUCUGACCUGUGUUAUCCUGCCUCUCCCAGCGAGAGGAGGGCAUUGGACCCGAGCUGGGCCAGGCAGCGCGUGUACUCGGUGUGAGCUCUGGCCGCUGGCCAUUCUGUGUGCCGCUGGGAUCCCCUCGCGACACGGCCCUCAGGGGAAGGCUGCAGGGCCCGCCGCCUCCUGGAGGCUCCCUGCACCCCAGGCCGCCUGCCUCGGCCCCCUGGGUGACAGCAUCUUGUCAUGUGACUGGCAUUGGCGAAGGCCCUCAGGUUUGCCCUGGAGGCUCAGGCAGACAGGGCCUGGCCAAAGAGGUGUUACCUUUGAGCAUCAUUAUCAUCUCUGAUCCUCUGUUUGGGACUCUCAGGGGCGGGGUUUCAACAGACAAAGCUGGCGGGUGGGUCUCACUCCUCCUUACACACAGAAAGCCAGGUCAGCAGAGCGUCUGUCAGAAACCAGCUUCCGCCGCUCAGAAGAGGGUCUCGGUGGUUCCAAGAAACUCACGGCGAUGGGAAAGGGGCCGCGUGGAGAGGCAGGGGCCCUGGGUCCCGAUCGUCCGCCGCCAGGAAGACACGUGCAGCCAGGAUGAACCUGGGACCCGGAGCCACUCGCCGCUGUAGCCAUGGAGAAGCGGGGCCUCGGCGAGAUGGACACGGUCCCGCGGCCGCAGCGUCCUCGCUCCCACGUGAAGCUGUUGAAAACCAACCGUGAGCUGCUGGUCAUGCACAUCCGCAACACGCAGUGCCUGGUGGACAACCUGCUGGAGAAUGACUACUUCUCGGCCGAAGACGCCGAGAUUGUGGGCGCCUGCCCCACGCAGCCGGACAAGGUCCGCAAGAUCCUGGACCUGGUGCAGAGCAAGGGCGAGGAGGUGUCCGAGUUCCUCCUCUACGUGCUCCAGCGGCUCGCCGAUGCCUUCGUGGACCUCGGGCCCUGGCUGCUGGAGGUCGGCUUCUCCCCUUCCCCGCUCAUCCAGAGCAAGACCGUGGUCAACACUGACCCAGUGAGCUUGUACAUCCAGAAGCUGCGACACCAGCUGGGCCGAGACUCCAAGUUCAUCCUGUGCUACUCGCAGAAGGAGGAGGUGCUGCUGGAGGAGGUGUACACGGACACCAUCAUGGAGCUGGUCGGCUUCAGCAACGAGAGCCUGGGCAGCCUCGACAGCCCAGCCCGCCUCCUGGACCCCGCCGCGGGCGUCCUCAACGAGCAGGGCGAGACCAUCUUCGUCUCGGGCGACGCGGGCGUGGGCAAGUCCAUGCUGCUGCAGCGGCUGCAGGGCCUGUGGGCCGCCGGCCAGCUGGACCCGCGGCUCAAGUUCUCCUUCCACUUCCGCUGCCGCACCUUCAGCUGCUUCGGGGCGGGCGCCGCGCUGAGCCUGCAGGACCUGCUCUUCAAGCACUGCUGCUACCCGGAGCGGGACCCCGAGGAGGUGUUCGCCUUCCUGCUGCGCUUCCCCCAGGCCGCCCUCUUCACCUUCGACGGCCUGGACGAGCUGCACUCGGACUUCGACCUGAGCCGCGCGCCCGACGCCUCGUCGCCCUGGGAGCCGGCCCACCCGCUGGUGCUGCUGGCCAACCUGCUCAGCGGGGCGCUGCUCCGGGGGGCCACCAAGCUGCUCACGGCCCGCACGGGCGUGGAGAUCCCGCGCCAGCUCCUGCGCAAGAAGGUGCAGCUGCGGGGCUUCUCCCGCGGCCACCUGCGUGCCUACGCCGGGAGGAUGUUCCCCGAGCCGGCCGCGCGGGACCGCCUGCUGGACCAGCUGGAGGCCAGCCCCAACCUCUGCAGCCUGUGCGCCGUGCCCCUCUUCUGCUGGAUCAUCUUCCGCUGCUUCCGCCACUUCCACCGCGGCGCCUGCGACGGCGGCGCCCCCGAGCUGCCCGACUGCACCGUGACCCUGACCGACGUGUUCCUGCUGGCCACCGAGGCCCACCUCAACCGGACGCAGCCCACCAGCCUGGUGCAGAGGAACACGCGCAGCCAGACGGAGGCCCUGCGCGCCGGCCGCGCCACCCUGGGCGCGCUGGGCCGGCUGGCCCGCGGGGGCAUGGAGCGGGACCUGUUCGUGUUCAGCCCCGAGGAGGUGCAGGCCUGCGCCCUGCCCGAGGCCGACCUGCAGCUGGGCUUCCUGCGCGCCGUGCCCGAGCCGGGCCUGGGGGAGGGCGGGCAGUCCUACGAGUUCUUCCACACCACCCUGCAGGCCUUCUUCACCGCCUUCUCCCUCGUGGUGGACGCCAGGGCGGGCACGCGGGCGCUGCUCCGGUUCUUCCAGGAGUGGGCGCCCCCGGAGGAUGCGGCGGUGACGGCGGCCUGCCCGCCCCACCUGCUCCCCUUCCCGUGCCUGGGGGCCCGCCGCCCGGCGGGGGACAACCCCUUCAAGAACAAGGACCACUUCCAGUUCACCAACCUCUUCCUGUGCGGGCUGCUGUCCAAGGCCAAGCAGAAGCUCCUGAGCCACCUGGUGCCGGCCGCCGCCCUGCGGAGGAAGCGCCGGGCGCUGUGGGCGCACCUGUGCGCCAGCCUGCGGGCCCACCUGCGGAGCCUGCCCCGCACGCGCACCGACGGCUUCAGCCAGGUGCAGGCCAUGCCCACCUUCAUCUGGAUGCUGCGCUGCAUCUACGAGACGCAGAGCGAGAAGGUGGGGCGGCUGGCGGCCAAGGGCAUCUGCGCCAACUACCUCAAGCUGACCUACUGCAACGCCUGCUCGGCCGACUGCAGCGCCCUGGCCUUCGUGCUGCACCACUUCCGCAAGCGGCUGGCCCUCGACCUGGACAACAACAACCUCAACGACUACGGUGUGCGGGAGCUGCAGCCCUGCUUCAGCUGCCUCACGGUCGUCAGACUCAGCGUGAACCAGGUCACGGACAGUGGGGUCAAGGUGCUCUAUGAAGAGCUGACCAAGUACAAGAUUCUGAUGUAUUUAGGCUUGUACAACAACCAGAUCACGGACGUCGGAGCCGGCUACGUCGCCAGGAUCGUGGAAGAGUGCACAGGCCUCACGCACCUGAAACUGGGGAAAAACCAGAUAACCAGCGAGGGAGGCAAGUGUCUUGCCCUGGCUGUGAAGAAAAGCAAAUCCAUCUUGGAGAUCGGGAUGUGGGGCAAUCAGAUCGGCGAUGAAGGAGCACAGGCCUUCGCAGAGGCUCUGAGGAACCACCCCAGCUUGACCAACCUCAGCCUGGCUGCCAACGGCAUUUCGACAGGAGGCGGAAAAAGCCUCGCGCAGGCCUUGCACUGGAACACGUCGCUGAGAAUAUUCUGGCUCACCCAGAACGCACUCGAUGAUGAAGUGGCAGACAGCAUGGCAGAGAUGCUGAAAGUCAACCAGACGUUGAAGCAUUUAUGGCUUAUCCAGAACCAGAUCACAGCCAAGGGGGUCGCCCGGCUGGCAGACGCCUUAGAGAAGAACACCGGCAUCAUGGAGAUUUGCCUAAAUGGGAACUUGUUCAAGCUCGAGGAGGUCAGAGGCUUUGAGGGUGAGAAGCGGCUGGUCCUUUCCUGAGAGGAUGCCUUCCUGUCCGAGGCUCUGACCCUGGGAGGGGCGCUGGCAGCAGCAGCAGCCGCUCUGCGGUCACCCGUCUUAGGUGGCGUCUUGCUUGGGGCCUGCCGGGAGCCCAGGGCCUUCACAGAUGCUCUGACGGGCAGUUUCACGGAGAAGCGUGGGCUUUGUGAGCCAUAUUGUUACUGGAAGCGUACAUGCAGAGACGGUCCCAAGUGCCCACGGUCAUGGAAACCGCAUCCAGAGGAAUGGCUGAGCUCAUAGGACGCCGGCCCUGGCAGCUGGGGGACUGGGAUGUCGAUGCCCCCCUCACCGAGCCGCCGAGGACAUGGUGCAGAGAAGAUGCUCCGUGAACAACAAGUGUUUUGCCUGCAAUGUGGUGCUGCCCUCCCACUUCACAGCUGUAGCCCCGUGUGGGGUGGCAGUGGGUGCCAAGGAGAAGACUCGGCACAGGCUUUUUCUUUCUUUUUUUUUUUCUUUUUUUAAAAUAUUUUUAUUGAUUUUACACAGAGAGGAA